This is a messenger RNA of Ostrea edulis (European flat oyster), 1049 nucleotides long. Its product is annotated as MORN repeat-containing protein 3-like. Lineage: Eukaryota; Metazoa; Mollusca; Bivalvia; Ostreida; Ostreidae. The coding region runs from base 159 to 872 and encodes 237 amino acids. The transcript has a single exon. The record is from RefSeq and is a predicted model, not a curated record.
CGACAUAUCUUGGGCCGAAUUAUCAAUAUUUCUCGUACCAUAGCAACCGUGGUAAUAUUCUCCUUUGUGGCUUGUUUGUAAACAUCAAAAUAGCCUAAAUGACAAGACCUUUCAUUAAGUUCAACGCUGCUUGGUGAUUUCAUGUACAAUAUAUAGAAAUGCCUCAUUUAAAACAACCCAAAGAAAAAGAGCCGUUGUGGAAGGAUUGGGAUUAUCUGGCGCAGAAGAAGGGAGUUCGACACACGGUGUACUCGGUGAAUGGUGACCAGUAUACUGGUGAAUGGCUGGAUAACAAAAAAGACGGAAAAGGAACAUAUAAGUGGAAAGAGAAUGGUGCAUUGUAUGACGGAGACUGGAAGCGAGGGAAAAGAAAUGGAUUCGGAACAUAUAGCAUGCCUGAUGGAAAAGGCGGUUAUAAAAAGCAGUAUUCUGGGGGCUGGAAAAAUGACAUGAGACAUGGGUAUGGGACUCAGUUUUAUACAGAUGAAGAAUAUUAUGAAGGGGAGUGGUAUGCAGACAAAAGAAGUGGUUGGGGAAGAAUGUAUUAUCAAGAUGGAACUAUUUAUGAGGGCGAGUGGUAUGAUGAUCAGAGAAAUGGUCAGGGAAUGCUUAGACUAACCAAUGAAAAUCGGUAUGAAGGGUCCUGGAGGGAUGACAAGAAAAAUGGACCAGGAAAAUUCUUUUAUCUCACAACUGGACAGAUAUAUGAAGGUGUUUGGAAUGCUGAUAUUGCUAAGUGUGGAUCAAUGAAAGAUUUCAAUCGAAAUCAAGCACCAGAGCCAACUAAAUACCCCAUUCCAGAUGUCAAACUGUUCAAUUCAGAUGCAGUUUUACAAGAUGCUGAGGAACAGUUUCUUCAUGAUCAUGAAUGAUAAAUCAAAUGAAAGUACAGUACUCGUGGUAUACAAUGUAAAUACACAAUUUGUGCUCGGGUCAGUGGUUUUUGAACCUUGAACAUAUGACAAUGAAAAUGUGAUGUAAUCAGUGCACAGUUUAUGAUGAUUGUACAUGUGGCUACUUGAUUUAUAUAAAUUGCUUUACAUUUAUAA